UUUAAAUUCUCAAAUUGUAUAUUUUAUUUCUCUAAUCAGUUUUUACAUUUUUCGAAUUCAACAAGAAAUGUGCAAUUCCCCAGGCUUUUCGGUCAGCAAAUUUUUUAUCGAAUAAGGUGGGGAAUUUAACGGGGGAAAUAUUGUUGAAUAGUGUCACAGAAGAAAAAAGGAACAAGUAGAAGAAAAAAGAAGCUUAUGGUGUCAGAUGCUGGUGCGGAGUAUUGAUUAUAAGCAAAAUAACCGCGCAAACUCUCUGCUAAGCUGAAUGAAUGACGCGUUAUACAUAUGGCACCGACAAUUCAUAAACGUUACAAGUGUUUGAUAAAGCUGUGAAUACAUCAGCUGGUUUUUAUUUUCUACAAUGACAAAAAUGAAAUUCAAACUAUUUCGUUCGACUUUCUUGCUACCAUUUGGAAUGCUCAUUAGUCUCACAACUGGGGAACUUGAAUUUUAUCAAGAUGCGGUGCCAAAAAUUCCCGAAGAAAUUAAAGAAUUUACAUUAGAGGAAAUUGCAAGAUACUUUGAUGUACCAAGUAGUCAUCAGCGUAGAAUUCAUUUGCCCUCGCACAUGAAUCAAAGAUCUCAGCGAGAUCAUCAAUUGGAUUAUUUGCUUCAUAAGCGAAAUUUCGAGACACGAGAUGUGCCGAAUUUAAUUGAAUUAUUGCAGAAACAAAAUUUAAAUCCACUAGACUACAUUCAGCAAAUUCAUCGUAAUGAUUUAUCGUCUGCCAGAUACAUUGCAAAUUUGGAUCGUUACCCCGAGUACGAUUCAUUCAAGAAAUCAAUAUUUGAAAAAGACAUGGAGGAACGGCUUUUAAAUUAUCCGGGGAAAUUGGUGAAAAUGCAUGAGGGUGGAAAUAUUCGGGAACCAAAUGAAUUAAGAGAGCGCUACGAGAAAAUGCCUGAAUUCACUUAUGCCUUUGGCGAACCAGAUCUCAAUGAUGAAUAUCCUUUUGCGGUUAGACCAAAUGAUCCUCGUUACUAUCAGGAAACGCCUUUCACUCAUUUCGCUGAUAAUAAUGAUGAUGAUGAUGAUGAAGAAGAAGACAAUGAACGUGAACACCAAAAUUUGCCAAUGAUUCAAGAACCAAAGAGAAUGCUUUCUUCAUCUAAUAAUCCAUUGAUUUUAUCUGUCGAAAAACCAAACAAUGAUGAUAUCUACUUUAUUGCUGUUGUCGCUGGUUGCAGUGCAGCUGCAAUGUUUGCUGUUGUUCUGAUCAGUUUAACAUGGUGCAGACUUCAACGAGUGGCAAAAGCAGCGGCUGACAUUGAAUAUCCAGCUUAUGGAGUGACAGGUCCAAAUAAGGACGUUUCACCUUCCGGUGAUCAGAGAUUGGCGCAAUCAGCCCAAAUGUACCAUUUCCAACAUCAGAAGCAACAGAUUAUUGCAAUGGAAAAUCGAGUGUCAGCAGCGAAUCGUGAUCCAGGUUCUGUUUCUGAAGCCGAUAGCGAUGAGGAGAAUGGAGAUUAUACUGUUUAUGAAUGUCCGGGUCUAGCACCAACUGGCGAGAUGGAAGUGAAAAAUCCACUAUUCCAUGAUGAUCCAACACCGGCAACGCCUGCAACGCCGGCCCAAGCAAAAAGAGAAGAGGACCAGUAACUUCCAAACGAUCUAAAUCCCAUCCUGGUAUUUAGCUCACUUUUACUUGUCAUAUCGGUGAAUAAAAAAAAAAAUCUUUAUCCUUUUACUGAAUAAUAUAAAAAAUACAAUUUUACCAUUUAUAUGAAAUACAACUUAUAUCGUAAACAUAUUAUUAUAAUUAAAAUCACCAAGCAAAAAAAAAGGACAAUGAAACACGUUAUUUCCCCGCAAAUAUCGCUGUUUCAUUUUGUCGGACUGAUAUGAAGAAUAAUUUUUUACACCUACACAAUUUUUGCAGUAUCAUUACAGAAAAAAAAUGACACUCUGAAUUUUAACGCUGUAUUGCAUAUGAAAGUAAAGAUUGUAAAAGAACAUAUUUCAUUUGAGAUUUGUUAAAUCAAGAAACAAAAAAAAAAAAACUGUGUGAAAUUGAUUUGUAAAUGUCAGUUGGUUGAUGUGUAAACGUACGAUAAUAUUUCUAGCAAAUCCUGCCUCGAAAAAUUGUACCUCAAGAGUAAAAAAAAAAAUGCUAAUCACGCGCUUCUGUGCGUUUCGUCGUGAAAAAAAAAUUUUACAGUGGCAGAUACAUAGGCCUAUAGAGAAAGAAACAAUUAUUAUAAUAUUAAUGACUCUUCAGUCUCUCUCUCGAUGUCUAUGACAUUAUCCCAAAAUCUUUAUCUCUAUAGACCUUUUAGUUUAGUUUACUGUUUACAAUCCUCAAUAAUUUUUACCGUAAGAUUUAAUUUCUAAAAAAAAUAUACCACAACGGCUUUUAUAGUCCCCUCCAUCUUACAAAAACGAGACGAGAAAAGUAUCUUGAAAAUUUUCUACUCUUUCUAUUUUGACACAAUUGUUGCACUCGUAGUGCUUAUUUCGAUUAAUUAUUUAUAAUUCAUUAAUAUUAAUAAUAAUUAUUAUUAAUAUUAGCAAUUAUUAUUAUUAAUAAUAUUAGCA
Molecule: messenger RNA, 2536 nt
Organism: Leptopilina heterotoma
Lineage: Eukaryota; Metazoa; Arthropoda; Insecta; Hymenoptera; Figitidae
Exons: 9
Coding region: 362-1600 (412 amino acids)
Cellular component (GO): membrane
Source: RefSeq, a predicted model, not a curated record